Odobenus rosmarus divergens (Pacific walrus) is the source of this 1802-nucleotide messenger RNA. RefSeq names its product ATP synthase mitochondrial F1 complex assembly factor 1 (gene ATPAF1). The record is from RefSeq and is a predicted model, not a curated record. The transcript is spliced from 9 exons. Gene Ontology annotation, biological process: mitochondrial proton-transporting ATP synthase complex assembly. The coding region runs from base 1 to 1059 and encodes 352 amino acids. NCBI's taxonomy places the organism in Eukaryota, Metazoa, Chordata, Mammalia, Carnivora, Odobenidae. Gene Ontology annotation, cellular component: mitochondrion.
AUGGAGCAGGCGCGCGGGCCGCGGGCUGAGGCCGACGCGCCGGAGGAGGAGGAGGAGGAGGAGAAGGAGGCGGGGGCGGCCAUGGCUGCCGUGGCGGCGGCGGCGGGUGGCACGGGCCCGGCCGUGUUGCAGGUGGCCGGUCUGUACCGGGGGCUGUGCGCCGUGCGCAGCCGCGCCCUAGGCCUGGGGCUCGUGUCCCCCGCGCAGCUGCGCGUGUUCCCGGUGCGCCGCGGCUCUGGCGGGCCCGCGGGGGGCGCCGACGGCAGCGGGGUCGGGGCCGAACUCGAGGCCAACCCCUUCUACGACCGCUACCGGGACAAGAUCCAGCAGCUGCGCAGGUCUGACCCAGCUGUUUUUGAAUCCCGACUGGAAAAGCGCAUUGAGUUUCGGAAGCAGCCAGUGGGGCACUCCAGGCAAGGUGACUUUAUCAAAUGUGUAGAACAGAAGACAGACACCCUGGGGAAACAGCCUGUGAGCAGAGGAUUCACUAAGGACAAGACUCUCAGUUCAAUCUUUAACAUUGAGAUGGUGAAAGACAAAACUGCAGAAGAAAUAAGACAGAUUUGGCAGCAGUAUUUUGCAGCAAAAGAUACAGUCUACACAGUUAUUCCUAAAGAGAAGUUUGACUUGAUCUGGACCCGGGCUCAGUCCUGUCCAACAUUUCUCUGUGCACUACCAAGAAGGGAAGGUUAUGAGUUCUUUGUAGGACAGUGGACAGGUACUGAACUCCACUUCACUGCACUUAUAAAUAUUCAGACCCGGGGGGAUGCUGCAGCCAGCCAGCUGGUUUUAUAUCACUACCCUGAACUUAAAGAAGAAAAGGGCAUAGUGCUGAUGACAGCAGAAAUGGAUCCCACAUUUCUGAAUGUUGCUGAGGCACAGUGCAUUGCCAACCAAGUUCAGCUCUUCUAUGCCACUGACCGGAAGGAGACCUACGGGUUAGUGGAGACCUUUAACUUCAGACCAAAUGAGUUCAAAUAUAUGUCUGUCAUCGCUGAAUUGGAGCAAAGUGGACUUGGAGCAGAACUGAAGUGUGCCCAGAACCAGGAUAAGACUUAGAGCUGUGAGGGUUGGCUUACAGAGUCUGCUUAGCCCAGGGUAGUUUUCUGCAGCCCACCUGCCCCUUGAACUUUUGGGAGCUUAGGAGCUAUAAGGAGCAGUCUCUAAUGGGUUGUCCUGCGUGCUUAUUGCAAGAAGUAAUCGUGGAGGUGAGCCCUAUUACUUGAUAUUCAGGAACAGAGGUACCCAAACAUUCUGAUAAUUAUCUCCUAGCAUACUUAAGCUUUCCUUUUAAAGUGUUUGAGGUCAUAACCAGAGAGAGCUAAGGAUCCACAGGAUGGCGACUUGACUUUACACAGUAUAAUUGUGCUAUGUAUCUCCUUUUGACCACACAGCUCCCGGAUGAUUAGUUCUUCAUAUUUAUAAACUUGUGACAGGAUAGUAAGCUUGAAGACCUGCUGUAGUUAGAUGUGGGCUUUGCAUACUCUUCCUAUGUGCCCCUUGGCUGGCCAAAGGUAUAACGCAAAUAUCCUGUUUAGACUCUAGAACGACCAGAUAUUGCCAUCAGGAUUCAGACUUCAUCUAGAUGUCCCCAGAGUGCCUCUAGUGUAGCUGGUUUGGAGCGUCAGUAGAUUUCGGGUCUAGUGAAACGCACAAGUACGGUCCCGGCGUACUUUUAAACCACAGUUUGUUACACCUGCUCCUCUAACUCUGCCUGUUAGAAGCUGUGUAUUUGGAGAGGGUGGAUCAGUGCAGUGUAAGUAAAUCCACACUUUCGUAAGGAGAGGAUCCAUCCUGAUUUG